Messenger RNA from Trachemys scripta elegans, 3992 nucleotides. It is a transcript of the gene IRF5, whose product is annotated as interferon regulatory factor 5. The record is from RefSeq and is a predicted model, not a curated record. Gene Ontology annotation, molecular function: protein binding; DNA-binding transcription factor activity, RNA polymerase II-specific; RNA polymerase II cis-regulatory region sequence-specific DNA binding. Gene Ontology annotation, cellular component: nucleus. Gene Ontology annotation, biological process: regulation of transcription by RNA polymerase II; immune system process. NCBI's taxonomy places the organism in Eukaryota, Metazoa, Chordata, Testudines, Emydidae.
GGGGCGGAGCGAUCUCAGGAGGCGAACCAAUGGGAGCGGAGAAAGGCAGAGGGGCGGGGACAGAUGUUAAAGGGACCGCGGACAUUUUCAUGGCCCUCGCUGGCGGCCCAGAGAAACCCGGGGAGGCGCCUGCUCCCCGCGGCAUCCCCCCCGCCUCCGAGCGAGAGCCCAGGUGCAUGGAAGUGGAUGUGAUGCGCACGCUCCACCAGCAUGUGGCAGCAGCACUGACACUUGCAGAGCCCAUCCCUGUAAUGCUGGAUUGACGUGAUGACGCCUGGAGCCAUGGCACUCUUGGUGAUGUUCACCAGGGAAGCUGCCCUCAGGGAACUACUGCACGCCAGCUACUCAUCAAGGCCCUGCCCUACUGAAGUCAGUAGGGAUGUUACCAUUAAUAUUAACUGAUGCAGGCUCCGGCCCCAAGUCCAGAAUCUAAAUACCCCAGGUGUCAAUAACCAGACACUGAAAUAGGGCGCGAACUAGAGGUAGGACUGCAAAGUCAGGACCAAAACCAGAAAAGGGAUAUGACAUGAGCAGCAUCCUCAUGAAGUGAAUUAUUCUUAAUCAUAUCACAGACCCCCAACCAGGCUGGCUGCAUGUAUCCAUCCUCUAGUCUGAUGGCUGUGUCAAAUGGAGGUCCCCAAACAUCUAGGCCUUAUAUUUACAAGUGACUGACAACACGGUUUGGUGUGUGGAAACACUGUGCAACCUAUCGCUGCUGCUGCUACAAUACCAGCAGGAAUAGCUGGGAAUAUCCUGCUCCGAAAUACAGCCGCCCUGCUGUGAAAGUGAGUCAGGAAUCUGGGACACCAAUCAACAGAGAGAAUUUUGGACCGACGACUUUAGACAAAAACCCUACUCAUCAAAAGUGCCGUGGAAUCCUGAAUACACACAUAGAACAAACAGGGUAUUGGCACUCAAGGUCUCAUCGGAAAGACCUUCAUGCAGUAAACUGCAUGGAGCUCAUUCGUUUAUCGACCUUGGCUGGAAGGAUGAAGAGCUAGGCGAACCCUGCUGGGAUUUGAAGCUGUGGUUUCAUGGAAUCCGGGUGUCUGGAGGCUCCUGGUUAGCAGUUUCAAAAAUGCUUUAGCUAAAGAAAACCUACCAUUUCCUACCAAAAACUCUUUGGGGAGAGGCGGGACUAUUUUAAACCGUGCCAAUCAGAAUUCUGCUUCGUUCGUUAGAACUGAGCUCCAGCUUGUUGCUUUUAGAGGAGUAUGUUCCAAGGGGAGUCUUGUCUUGCAGGGAAGUGUGGAAAGAAGACAGAGUGAAGAAAUUGGUUUAGUUCCAUUCUCUGCCGAGCCCCAGAUCCCUGCCACAUGCUGAACAGCCAGCAGAGAGGGAUAUCACUCCAUUCCCCUUUGUGUAGGAUGGCAGGCGUGGAAAUCUCAUUUUGCGGUUACGUUUUGACAUCAGGAUUAAAAAGAACUUGAUCGGGUCAAUUUCACUUCACCAGGUGACUGCUGCGUGGGUGGGACACAGCACGCACUGGGUCCUCUCUAAUGCACUUCAGGCUCAGACUGGACUCAACAACAGCUCACACCCAGUGCCGAGGGAGAAUGGCUGGCCAAUGCUUAAAAAUGCCACCAGCUGUAUGGCUCCUUCCUCUUUCUAAAAAGUGCCACAAGAUCUUGGACAGCUGCUUGUGAGAGGGACACCAGCUGGAAGACGGGACCUCAGCUUAACUUCUCCGAAGCGGAGCAUCUCCCUGGAGCACCCAUUGGGUUAUGCUGCAGCACAGCUGUUCUUAAACGGUGGCCCCUGGACCAACUGACUGAAGUUAGAAAAAACCCCAACCCGCGUUUCAAAUUCCCCUCUCUGACUUCGAAUUCAAAGCCAGACCUCCAUGGGCUUCCAAUAAGUCUGGGGCUGCCUCUUCUCUCUUUCCGUUCUGGGAACCUACAUUAGUGCACAGGGUGGUGGCCGGCGUAGCCCCGUGAGUCGCCAUGAACGCGCAUCCUCGUCGCAUCCGCCUGAAGCCCUGGCUCAUUGCCCAAGUGAACAGCAACCAGUACCCAGGCCUGCAGUGGGUGAACCCCGAGCGGAAGCUCUUCUGCAUCCCCUGGCGCCAUGCCACCCGGCACGUCCCCACGCAGGACGACGAGAACACCGUGUUCAAGGCCUGGGCCAAGGAGACCGGCAAGUACAACGAAGGGGUAGAUGAGCCGGACCCAGCCAAGUGGAAAGCCAACCUGCGCUGCGCCCUCAACAAGAGCCGCGAGUUCAAGCUGAUCUACGACGGCACCAAGGACACGCCCAUGCAGCCCUACAAGAUCUACGAGGUGUACGAGGGCCACCAGCCCAACGGAGACUCGCUGGCCGGGGACGAUCACAGCUGUUGCCCGGGUGAGGAGGAGGAGGAGCUGCAGAAAAUGACGACGCUGACGAUAGCGGAUCCCAGCCAGGGCGUGGAGCCGCUCCCCUCCUACGUGUGGACGAAGCAGGAAGUCCCGUAUCCCAACCCCUGCGGGAAUGGCGCCUUCCCCCCGCUGGGCGCCCGGGAACUCCUCCACCCGGACGUGUCGGCGCCUCCGGCCGCUGGCGCCUUCGCAGCAGGGGAGCUGCCCGCCCAGAGCCCGGCUGGGAGCAUGCCGCUGGAGGGGCCGGGCAGCCUGCAGAACCUGCCCCCCGGGGACGUGUCUCUGCAGCCCAUGGAACAGUUCAUCCCAGACCUGCUCAUCAGCCCGCACAUGCUGCCACUGACCGACCUGGAGCUCAAGUUCCACUACCGCGGGCGGCAGGCCAGCUCCCUGACCAUCAGCAACCCCCACGGGUGCCGGCUGUUCCACAGCAGCCUGGAGCCCACGCACGAGCAGGUGGAGCUCUUCGGGCCCGUGACGCUGGAGCAGGUGCGCUUCCCCAGCACCGAGCACAUCCCCAAUGAGAAGCAGCGCUUCUACACCCACCAGCUGCUGGACGUCAUGGACCGGGGCCUCAUCCUGGAGCUGCAGGGCCAAGACAUCUACGCCGUCCGGCUGUGUCAGUGCAAGGUCUUCUGGACGGGGCCCUGCGCCGGCGAGCGGGCCGGCCCCAACCCCAUCGAGCGCGAGAGGAAGAUCAAACUCUUCAGCCUGGAGAACUUCCUCAACGGGCUCAUCUUGUUCCAGAAGGGCCAGACCAGCACGCCGCCCCCCUUCGAAAUCUUCCUCUGCUUCGGAGAGGAGUGGCCGGACCAGAAGCCGAAGGAGAAGAAACUUAUCACCGUCCAGGUCGUGCCAGUGGCCGCCCGGAUCCUGCUGGAGAUGUUCUCUGGGGAGCUCUCCUGGUCGGCAGACAGCAUCCGCCUCCAGAUCUCCCAUCCGGACCUGAAAGACAAGAUGGUGGAGCAGUUCAAGGAGCUGCAUCAGCUCUGGCAAAACCAGCAGAGCCUGCAGGCCCACCCGGCCUCGAACCUGGAGCCGGGCCCGGGCCCCUGGGCGAUGCAGGCCAGCAGCAUGCAGCAGUGAGGACGUGGGCACGUCGCGCACACUCACCCACUUCCCUUCCCUCCUGACGGGCGCCCGGGGGAGCCUGGCCGUGCAUGCCAGCCCCGAGGAGGGGGAGACGAGGCAAACUGACCUCUACAGGGCGAUGCUCCGCUGGAUCUGUCGGCGCAGGCUGCCCGGCUCAGCUGCCCGCUCCACGCCAACCUCCCAGCUGUGGACCCCAAAGGGGCAGGGGGGAGAGGGCCCUUCCUGCAGGGAUGGAUGGAGGCCGGCCCACACCACCACCUGCUGGGAAUACACUAGGCUGCGGGCCAGGCCCCACCUUGCCAGAGCACUGCAGGACAGGCAAGGCCUGCGAUGGAGGAAAGAGACUGUUAGACCCACCGCCCUGGGCACUUACGAGAACUGCCUGGUGGUGGGCAGCAGGUGCUGGGGCCUGCUGAAAGGACAGGCCCGGCCGAGCCUGCGGGCGUGAAGGAGUCACAGUAUCCGGGAGCUGGCGUCACGGCCCCCAGGAACUGGCCUGGCCCAGAGACGCAGCAAGGGAAGUGCUCAGCUGUUAAUAAAAGC